This is a messenger RNA of Tachyglossus aculeatus (Australian echidna), 3429 nucleotides long. RefSeq names its product zinc finger protein 618 (gene ZNF618). Bases 1 to 3246 code for a protein of 1081 amino acids. NCBI's taxonomy places the organism in Eukaryota, Metazoa, Chordata, Mammalia, Monotremata, Tachyglossidae. The record is from RefSeq and is a predicted model, not a curated record. The transcript has 18 exons.
AUGGUCCUUGCCCAAAAUGAGCUGUCUAGGGGAAAAUACAUGGAGAAGGUAUCCUUCAUGUUUGAGAUAACACAACUGAUGGUCACCAAGUUUGAAUUUGUGUCUCCAGAGAUGAAACUUUUUUCCCUCAGCAAGUGUGUGUUCCCAGAAUGGGUUCUUCUGGCUGGGAUGAGGCCAUCGGUGGUGAAGGGUUUUGACCAAAUAUCCACCAAGAGCACAUCGGAGUCCCAGCAGGACCAAGAAAGUGUAAGUGGCACAGCAAAAACCACCAGUGCUAUGAUCAGUUCCUUUACAGGGUACAAUCAAGGCUUGUCCAUUGUUCCUGCCAGGAGUCUCCUGCCAGGAGACUUGAUCGUCGUCAUCCAGAUUAUCAUCAACACCACCUUCCAGCUCUUAGGCAUUUCCUUUUGGGAAAGGAGGACAGGACAGGACGUGCUAUCAGAGUGGGAAGAGUCUCUGUCUGUCUCUCUGGGGCAGCAUGGGACCUGGAGGGAGCCUGGGUCUGAGCAUUGGCUGGCAUUGAGAAGGCUUGUGUUGUUGUUUUCCACCUCACGCAGGGAGCGCUUAAAGAGGAGCCCUAAGAGAGCCAAGGCCGAGGGCCCCGACCCCGCUGCUGCAGGGGACCCCUCACCUUGCGAAGAGCGGGGGACGAUGACCGAGGUGAAGGUGAAGACGGAAAUCCCUGAUGACUACAUCCAGGAAGUGAUCUGGCAGGACGAGCCCAAAGAAGCCAAAAAGAGCAUCAAGGAUGGGAGCGGGGACGUGCCGGCGGAGAUCUGCGUGGUGAUUGGCGGAGUCCGGAACCAGCAGACCCUGGGGUCGUAUGAGUGUGGAAUAUGUGGGAAGAAAUACAAGUACUACAACUGUUUCCAGACCCACGUGCGAGCCCAUCGAGACACUGAAGCGACCUCAGGCGAAGGAGCAUCUCAAGGCAACAAUUUCAGGUACACGUGUGACAUCUGUGGGAAGAAGUAUAAAUAUUACAGCUGCUUCCAGGAGCACCGAGACCUACAUGCUGUGGAUGUGUUUAGUGUUGAAGGGGCUCCGGAGAACCGGACAGACCCUUUUGAGCAGCCCGUCUCAGCCACCGCCACUGAAGAGGUGAAGGAGGAACCGCCAGAACCGUUCCAGAAAAUCGGGCCAAAGACAGGCAACUACACCUGUGAGUUCUGCGGCAAGCAGUACAAGUAUUACACUCCCUACCAGGAGCAUGUGGCCCUGCACGCACCAAUCAAGCUGUCUCGAUCUCCACUCUUCGUGGCCGUGAAGACACAGGCGAACCAAUCCAGCAAAAAAUCUCCAGCCUCCAUAAUACGAUGUUCCACCCUCCUGCACAGCACCCCCUCUGGUGCCCCUCCGGCAUCCCAAACCCAGAUGUUCCGCGCUCCAAAUUCCGGAUCCCCUGGAAGCAAGGCAACCACAGCAGAAAGUGCUUUCAGCAAGAGGGUGGAAGGCAAAGUGCAAAACAACUUUGAAGAAACCAACAGUAGUUCCCAAAACUCCAGUGAAGCCGCGAGUCCCUUGAUCUCAAACCCUUUCCCGCUUUUACAGAAACCGUAUACCUGCGGCGCCUGUGGGAUCCAGUUCCAGUUUUAUAACAAUCUUCUGGAGCACAUGCAGUCUCAUGCAGCCGACAAUGAGAACAACAUUGCCUCCAACCAACCCAGGUCACCUCCAGCCGUGGUGGAAGAGAAGUGGAAGCCGCAGCCCCAAAGAAACAGCGCCAACAAUACGGCGGCCAGUGCCUCUGGGCCCAACAGCACAAUCCCUGAGAAGGAACGGCAGAACAUCGCCGAGAGGCUGCUGCGGGUGAUGUGUGCUGACCUGGGGACCCUGGGCGUGGUGAGUGGGAAGGAGUUCAUCAAGCUCGCCCAGACCCUGGUAGACAGCGGCGCCCGCUAUGGGGCCUUCUCUGUGCCCGAAAUCCUGGGCAACUUUAACUCCCUGGCGCUGAAGCACCUGCCCCGGAUGUACAACCAGGUGAAAGUGAAAGUCACCUGUGCCCUGGGCAGCAACGCCUGCCUUGGCAUCGGUGUGACCUGCCACUCGCAGAGCAUUGGGCCCGAUUCAUGCUACAUCCUCACGGCCUACCAGGCCGAGGGCCACCACAUCAAGAGUUAUGUGCUGGGCAUCAAGGGGGUGGACUUAAGGGAUACCGGGGACUUCGUCCACCACUGGGUGCAGAAUGUGCUGUCAGAGUUUGUCAUGUCUGAGAUCAGGACAGUGUACGUGACUGACUGCCGGGUCAGCUCUUCCGCCUUCUCCAAGGCCGGCAUGUGCCUGCGCUGCUCGGCCUGCGCCUUGAACUCAGUGGUGCAGAGCGUCCUGAACAAGCGGACGCUGCAGGCCCGCAACAUGCACGAGGUCAUCGAGCUCCUGAAUGUCUGCGAGGACCUGGCGGGCUCCACGGGCCUGUCCAAGGAGACGUUCGGCUCUCUGGAAGAGACGUCCCCGCCUCCCUGUUGGAACUCGGUGACUGACUCCCUCCUGCUGGUCCACGAGCGCUACGAGCAGAUUUGCGAGUUCUACAGCCGGGCCAAGAAGCUGAAUCUCAUCCAGAACCUAAACAAGCACCUGCUGAGCAACCUAGCUGCCAUCCUGGCCCCCGUGAAGCAAGCCGUGAUCGAGCUGAGCAGCGAGAGCCGGCCCACCCUGCAGCUGGUGCUGCCCACGUACGUCAAACUGGAGAAGCUCUUCACGGCCAAGGCCAAUGACGCGGGCGCCGUCAGCAAACUGUGCCACCUCUUCCUCGAGGCGCUGAAGGAGAACUUCAAGGUGCAUUCUGCCCACAAAGUGGCCAUGAUCCUGGACCCGCAACAGAAGCUGCGCCCUGUCCCGCCGUACCAGCAUGAGGAGAUCAUCGGCAAGGUCUGCGAACUCAUCACAGAGGUGAGCGAGUCCUGGGGUGAGGAAACGGAGUUCGAGCCUGCCGCCAAGAAGGCACGGGCGGCGGGUGAGGGUGCCCCAGCCCUGGAGGAUGACCUGGUGGGCAAGGGUGAGGUGUAUGAUUACCUGCAGGAGCCCCUCUUUCAGGCCACCCCAGACCUCUUUCAGUACUGGUCCUGUGUCACCCAGAAGCACACCAAACUGGCGAAGCUGGCCUUCUGGCUUCUCGCGGUGCCUGCCGUGGGGGCCCGCAGCGAUUGUGUGAACAUGUGCGAGCAGGUGCUCCUGAUCAAAAGGAGACGGCUGCUCAGUCCAGAAGACAUGAACAAACUCAUGUUUUUGAAGUCCAACAUGCUUUAAGACUGGGUCUGGGUUUGAAAUGAAACAAAACCAACCAACCAACAACAAACAAAAAAAACAGAACUCUCUGAAACACUGUUCCAAACCAAGAAAAGGAAUUUAAGUUCUAAACACUGUGGACCUCAUUAAGAAUGCCCCUGGAAACCAAGUGCUUUUUUAUGUGUACAUAUGGUUGUGUGUGUG